This is a messenger RNA of Antechinus flavipes (yellow-footed antechinus), 18868 nucleotides long. RefSeq names its product huntingtin (gene HTT). Gene Ontology annotation, cellular component: cytoplasm; nucleus. The coding region runs from base 4477 to 13869 and encodes 3130 amino acids. The record is from RefSeq and is a predicted model, not a curated record. Lineage: Eukaryota; Metazoa; Chordata; Mammalia; Dasyuromorphia; Dasyuridae. The transcript is spliced from 67 exons.
AUUUAUUAAAGGUGAAAGCAAAUUUACAUACUAAUGAGACAGAUGUUUAUUUCUUUUUACAUAAAGAAUUGAAUAAGUGAGUCAGUCAGUGAAUAAAAAUUUAUCAAAUACCUACUAUAGAGAGCCAUCUCUGGAUACAAGAGAGUUAUCCCUAGCAAACGAACAGACUCCAAGAACAGGGCUUCCAGGUCCUUUGGUCCCAGGAACUGUGAGGUACCUUUGUCACAUGUAGCUAGAGAUGGGCUUCAUUAUCAUUGUUCUCUAGGUCUGAGUCCAUCCUUCACAUGGACCCCAUUUAUUUAUGGGAGAAUACAUCCCAGCUCACCGAGCCCAUGUUUUAUAACAACUGUUUUUAUCAUCUAUAUUACUAAAUGUCUUUGUAAGAGCUAAUUAUGUAUGCUAGCUGAUUAAUAAUGGAAAGCACACUGAAGGGAGGCAGUGAGUUGCAGGAAAAAUGUGCCCUGAAUUUGAAGUUAGAAAUUCUGGGUUCAAAUCUUAGUUCUUCCAUUACUACCUAUGUGAUGCAGUGGUUAGAGAGUUGGGCCUGGUGUAUGGAAGAACUGAGCUCAAAUGUGGUCUCAGAUACUUAGUAGUAUGAUCCUGGGCCAGUAACUUUACCCCUGUUUGCCUCAGUUUCCUCAUCUCCAAAAUAGGGAGAAUAAUAGCAGCUAUUUCCCAGGGUUUUGGUGAGGAUCAAAUGAGAAAAUAAUUGGAAAGUGUUUUUCAUAGUGCCCCCCACAUAGAAAUCACUAUUCAAAUGUUAGUUACUAUUAUUAUUAUCUGCUAGAUGAGCAGUGGAUUUGGAAUCAGAUAGAUUUAAUGUUCAACUCCAAUCUGAGGCUCAUAAUAGUUGUGUAACUCUGAGCAAAUUACUUAACUCUCUUGCCUCCAUUUCUUUAUCUGUAAAAUGGGAAUAAUGCUAAUACCAAACUCCCAGGACUGUUGUGGGGACCAAAUGAGAAUAUAUUUGUGAAGUGCAUAGUUCAGUGCUUACUUUUUUGUUUCUCUUGUCUGUGAAAGGAAAGACUAAACUCUUAAUUCUUUUCCUAUUCUAAAUCUAAGUGCAGAGUCCUGUGUUAGAUUAUAGGGUAGAUAUAAAGGCCUAGUAGGCUGGAACUUGGUAGUGGGAGAAAACGAAUACUUCAGGGACACAUUAUUUUAUCUUUUCACUGAUUUAGAUAGAAAUUUCACUACUCUUUUUAUGAGAGGCUGUAGUGGGGAAAAAAAUUAAUCUUCACAUGGCUAAACCUCUAGUCAUAAGAGACACCGUUUCCAUUACUGAUCCUGUGCUUUUUAAGUCUUUUCAUAUUUGUAGCAGGAAGUUGUGUUCCAAAAGCAUUGCUUCUGAGGAUCUAGGAUUCCCUUUGUGCUGUGAUAAGGACUCUAAGGACAAAUAACUAUAAAGAUAAUAAUAAUCAACAAAUAAUAAAUUAUAUUUAUGCAGUGCUUUAGGAGUUUAUAAAGCAUUUAAAGUAGAAAAGCUAUUUUCCUCACCCAGUCCUGUUGGAUAGCAAGUAAAAGGAUUAGUAUCUCCAUUUUACAAUUGAAGAAAAUGAAACUCAGAGAUGUUAUGACAUCUCUGAGUCAGUAAAGUAUCAAUGUCAGAUGUCUAAAACAAAGGUCCUGGGAAUCUAAACACAGUGCUUUUUUUUCUAGACUGGGGGACUCCCAACUGGACUCUGAAAUCCACAGCCUCAUUUCCUGGGUGAUUGUGAGGCAGAAAUUCAGCUCUAAUCCCUAUAGGAAGGAAGCCCAAAUCAAAUAGUAAAGCAGGGAAUUGAAACACACUUGUAUAACAAAUGUCAGGCAAAACCAGGUAGGUAAGUCCUCUACAAACAAAUGAGAAGGCUCUUUCUUGAACUUAUGAAGGGUCAAUAGGGGAAAGAAAAACAUUCUCCCUAGGGAAUUCGUCAUUAAGAUCAAGGUGUCAAAUACAAGGCCCAUGUAUGAGUAUAGGGGAAACUGAUCCAAAUGAGUUAGGAAAUAACAACAAAAAAGAAAAUACAAUAAAACUGACAAUAUUAUAUUUUAAAACUAAGUCAAUAUACAGCCCUUCUAGUUGACUCUAAUAAGAUAGUCAAAUACUGGGCCAACUCCUAAGUGCAACUCAGACCAGAUUAAAAUGUCAUUGGAAGGCUCAAUGUAAUUGAAAUCUAAGACAAGGGUGGUGUUCUUAAUCUGGAAUUCAGAACAAUUUAUUUCCUUUGUAAUGUUAUGUCUUUUAUUUUAUGCAUUUAAAAAUAUAAUUCCAAAAAGGGGUCCACAGCUUCAUUAGGCUCCAAAGGGGGUCAAGAACCCUAUUCCAAGAUAUGAGAAAGUUGUCUAAUCUGUAUUGUGUCCCUCAAUCUGGGCAUCCACAGCUGUCAUUGCUGAAGUUCUACUUCCCUUUACCAUUGUGGAAGACCCUUCUCUGCUACUGCUACCUCUUUUUUUCCUUCCACUGAAGCUCUGCCCCAAGUUAUCAUCCCUGUGAUAAAUUACAUUUGUAUAAUCUUAAACUUUGAAAAGUGCUCUUUAUAAUGUCAUCUUAUCUAAGGAAUAGAUAGAUUGAUUUUGGGACUCGGUACAACAGAUAUGUUCUGAAACUGAAAUUCAUCAGGUUUGAGUGACUUGGCCAUGGGCACAUAGCAAGUAAAUAUUUGAGGAAGGAGGGGCCGGUUUGCUCCUGAGAUGACCACUCUUGUCAUUGUUAUUAUUGUGACAGUCAGAUAUCAAUCAAAUUCUUCCUGCCAACCUUUCAUGGACUCAGAGCUCUGCUUCAAAGUAGCUAAAAGGGCUGCUUAGGGUUUAUUUCCGUCAUGCUCCUUCUAGACAGAUGGCUCCCUUUCCCCGGGGCUCACCUCCAUCCAGGUGAAUGGUUUUCUUUGACUUUACUCCACUCUCAGAGGGAAGGUGUUAGUUGCUUCCUCACACCAUCUAUGCUCACAGGCCAUAUCCUUUUUUUUUUUUUUUUUUUUUAAUUAAAGCUUUUUAUUUUCAAAACAUAUACAUGGAUAAUUUUCAACAUUCGCCCUUGCAAAACUCUGUUCCAAUUUUUUUCUCUCUCUUCCCCACACAUCCUAGAUGGCAAGCAAUCCAAUAUAAACCAAUUCUUCUAUACAUAUUUCCACAAAUAUCAUGUUGGAAAAAAAAAUCAGAUCAAAAAGGAAAAAAAAUGAGAAGGAAAACAAAAAUGCAAGCAAACAGUAACAAAAAAAGUGAAAAUGCUAUGUUGGGAUUUGCACUCAGUUCCCACAAAGAGAUCUGGGUGCAUAUCUCUAUCACAAGAUCACUGGAACUGGUCACAAGCCGUAUCUCUCUGAGGUUGCGAUAAACACAUAAAUCCCUCCUAUCAUUUCCUGCGUAUAUUUCAACAAUGGCUCUGCCACAUUAAGAAGGCAACAGAAUAAAGAGAUAGGGAGUGGUGAUGGAGAGCAUUUGCUUCUACAAGGAGUCCUAAUACGGCAGCUUUUAACUCUUUUACACGCUCCUCCCCCCCAAAAUACAUCAAUUAGCCAAUCAAUAAUUGAUCACCUCUUUCAAGGCAGGCUACGCUCGAGGAUCCAAGAGGAAACGAGUCUCUGCCCUCAAUGAGUUUACAAUCUAAAUAGAAACAAGCUAGCUGCAGGGUAGUGAAGGCAGCAAACCCAGAUACUGUGGUACAAUGCCUACUCUCCUGUCCCACGUGACACGGGUGCUCGUGCCCAUCUCAGUUACACACCCAAGGGCUGGCGCAAAGGCAAGCCUUAAUUGUUGCGCUGAAUUGGGCUGCUUCCAAACGCAGGAGAGCUUUUUGGGCAGGAAGACUCCGGCUAAAGAACUGCAUCCCGCAGGAGUAGACCCGGGUUCCAAGCCUGGUUUUGUGCCAAUGCAACUUGUUGAGCCUCAGUUUCCACGGAUGUGUGCCCUGGGAACUCCGGCACCAGCCCUAGAUGCCUCAGGGGAUUAUUAGGUGGCCUCGAGCUCUCGGGAGAGAAGGGAGACUUGAAGACAGAUUUGGCUUAGUCUCUUCCAGGGGCUGAGGAAUAGACAAAAUAGACAAAAAGAGUCCCUCUUCACCCGGGUACCUCUUAACCUGUCUUGACGUAGGAGAUCGAAGUUCAACCUACAUUGGCAGCGGCCAGCGCUACAGUAAGGCUCCGUCCCGGAGGGGGUGGGCGGGGCCUAGACCUGGCUCUCCUCUCUGAUUGGUGGCCGCAGUUUCAGCUUCGCUGUCACUCUCCCCGGCGCCCCCUCUCGUCAGUGUCAGUGCCUCCUCCCGGCUCAACCCCGCGCCGAGGGCCGCUUCCCGUCGCGGGGGCUGCCGGGACAGUUCCAAGAUGGCGGCGACGCUCCGCGCCGUCCCGGGUCUUUGCCAAGUGUUCCAUUCAUUUCCCCGCUGCUGACCUGGUCCAGGGAAAGGCGGGAGAGGCUGAGGGUCAGCGGGGAGAGCGCAGGAGCCACGUCGGGCCCGGGGCUGGCGCUGGGAGCUGCGAGGCCUCCCGCUGACCGGCCACCAUGGCCACCCUGGAGAAGCUGAUGAAGGCAUUCGAGUCCCUUAAGUCCUUCCAACAGCAACAGCAGCCCCCGCCGCCGCCGGCGCAGCCUCCACAGCCACCCCAGGCGCAGCCUCCCCAGCAGCCGUCGCAGCAGCAGCCCCAGCAGCCGCCGCCGCCGCCGCCGCCGCCGCAACCCGGGCCGUCCGGGGUGGAGGAGCCGGCUCACCGACCAAAGAAAGAACUUUCAACUACUAAGAAAGACCGAGUUAAUCAUUGCCUGACAAUAUGUGAAAACAUAGUGGCUCAGUCUCUCAGAAAUUCUCCAGAAUUUCAGAAACUUUUAGGCAUUGCUAUGGAACUCUUUCUUCUGUGCAGUGAUGAUGCAGAAUCAGAUGUCAGAAUGGUAGCUGAUGAAUGUCUCAAUAAAGUUAUAAAAGCUUUGAUGGAAUCCAAUCUUCCCAGGUUACAGUUAGAACUCUACAAGGAAAUAAAAAAGAAUGGUGCUUCUCGCAGCCUGAGAGCUGCCCUUUGGAGGUUUGCUGAACUUGCCCAUCUGGUUCGACCUCAAAAAUGCAGACCAUAUUUGGUAAAUCUUUUGCCUUGUCUGACUCGAAUAAGCAAGAGAACAGAAGAAUCUGUACAAGAAACUUUGGCAGCUGCUAUACCCAAAAUUAUGGCAUCUUUUGGCAACUUUGCAAAUGACAAUGAAAUUAAGGUUUUAUUAAAAGCUUUCAUAGCUAAUCUCAAGUCAAGUUCUCCUACAAUACGGCGAACAGCAGCUGGAUCAGCAGUGAGCAUCUGCCAGCAUUCAAGGAGGACACAGUAUUUUUAUACCUGGUUACUUAAUGUACUUUUAGGCUUACUAGUUCCUGUUGAGGAGGAGCAUUCUACUCUUUUUAUUCUUGGAGUUUUGCUCACAUUGAGGUAUUUAAUUCCCUUGCUCCAACAGCAAGUCAAGGACAUGAGUUUGAAAGGGAGCUUUGGUGUCACUAGAAAAGAAACUGAAGUCUCACCUUCUGCAGACCAGCUCAUCCAGGUAUAUGAAUUGACUUUGCAUUACACCCAGCACCAAGAUCACAAUGUUGUAACUGGAGCAUUAGAAUUAUUGCAACAACUUUUUAAAACACCUCCAGCUGAGCUUCUUCAAGCCCUGACCACUUCGGGUGGUAUUGGACAGGUCAAUGUGACCAAAGAAGAGUUUACUAGCAGAAGUCGCAGUGGAAGUAUUGUGGAACUUAUAGCUGGAGGGGGGUCUUCAUGCAGCCCUGUUCUUUCAAGAAAACAAAAAGGUAAAGUGCUCUUAGGAGAAGAAGAAGGUUUAGAAGAUGACCCAGAAUCAAGGUCUGAAGUUAGCAGCACAGCAUUUGCAGCCUCAAUGAAGAGUGAAAUUACAGGUGAAUUGGCUUCUUCAUCAGGUGUAUCUACUCCUGUCUCCACAAGUUCUGCUGCUGAUUCCACAGGUCAUGAUAUCAUCACUGAGCAGCCCAGGUCACAACAUACUUUACAGUCAGAUCCUGUUGAUCUGGCUGGCUGUGACUUGACAAGUGCAGCCACAGAUGGGGAUGAAGAGGAUAUGCUUAGUCGCAGUUCAAGCCAAAUCAGUGCUGUCCCUUCUGAUCCUACUAUGGACAUGAAUGAUGGGACCCAGGCUUCAUCACCAAUUAGUGAUAGUUCACAGACAACUACAGAAGGUCCAGAUUCGGCUGUGACUCCUUCAGACAGUUCUGAAAUUGUAUUAGAUGGAACUGAAAGCCAGUAUUCAGGAAUGCAAAUUGGACAAUUACAGGAUGAAGAUGAUGAAUCAUCAAAUGUUCUUCCUGAUGAGACUGCAGACAAUUUCAGAAACUCUACUAUUGCACUUCAGCAGCCCCAUCUCCUGAAAAACACAGGUCAUAGCAGACAACCAUCUGACAGCAGUGUUGACAGAUUUUUGUCAAAAGAUGAAACUGUGGAGCCGGGUGAUCAUGAAAAUAAGCCUUCUAGAAUAAAAGGAGAUAUCGGACACUUUACUGAUGCUGAUUUGCCACCUCUAGUCCAUUGUGUUCGGUUGUUAUCUGCUUCCUUUUUGCUGACUGGAGAAAAAGGUGCAUUAGUUCCAGAUAGAGAGGUAAGGGUAAGUGUGAAGGCUUUGGCAGUAAGUUGUGUUGGAGCAGCUGUGGCCCUUCAUCCAGAAUCUUUCUUCAGCAAACUUUACAAAACGCCUCUUGAGACCAUGGAGCACCCCGAGGAUCAGUAUGUUUCAGAUAUUUUGAACUAUAUUGAUCAUGGAGACCCACAGAUUCGAGGAGCUACUGCUAUCCUUUGUGGGACCAUUAUCUAUUCCAUUCUUAAUAAAUCUCGUUUCAGUGUGGAAAACUGGUUAGCAGUUGUCAGGAGUUCAACAGGUAAUACCUUUUCACUAGUAGACUGCAUCCCUUUAUUGCAGAAAACUUUGAAAGAUGAGUCUUCUGUUACCUGCAAGCUGGCUUGCACUGCUGUGAAGCAUUGUGUCAUGAGUUUAUGCAACAGUUGCUAUAGUGAAUUAGGAUUACAAUUGAUCAUUGAUGUCUUGACUCUGAGAAAUAGUUCCUACUGGUUGGUAAGAACAGAACUUUUGGAAACUCUUGCAGAAAUUGACUUUAGGUUAGUGAGCUUUUUGGAGGCAAGAGCAGACCAUUUACACAAGGGAUCUCAUCAUUAUACUGGGCUUUUAAAACUGCAGGAUCGAGUGCUCAAUAAUGUUGUCAUCUACUUACUUGGAGAUGAAGAUCCCCGGGUGAGGCAUGUUGCUGCAUCUUCAUUAAUAAGGCUUGUUCCAAAGUUAUUUUAUAAUUGUGACCAAGGACAGACCGAUCCAGUUGUGGCAGUGGCAAGGGACCAAAGCAGUGUUUACCUGAAACUUCUAAUGCAUGAGACUCAGCCUCCCUCUCACUUUUCAGUCAGCACUAUCACAAGAAUAUACAGAGGCUACAACUUGCUACCAAACAUAACUGAUGUAACUAUGGAGAAUAAUCUUUCUAGAGUUAUUGCAGCAGUUUCGCAUGCCCUGACAAUAUCAACUACACGAGCACUUACAUUUGGCUGUUGUGAAGCUUUGUGUAUUCUUUCUACUGCCUUUCCAGUCUGCAUUUGGAGUCUAGGGUGGCAUUGUGGGGUUCCUGUAGCGAGUCCCUCAGAUGACUCGAGGAAGAGCUGUACAGUUGGAAUGGCUACAACCAUUCUUACCCUGUUGUCCUCAGCCUGGUUUCCCCUGGAUUUGUCAGCACAUCAAGAUGCGAUCAUUUUAGCUGGGAAUUUGCUUGCAGCUAGUGCCCCCAAAUCUUUGAAAAGUCCAUGGACUACAGAAGAUGAAACCAAUCCAGGAGCUAUGAAACAAGAAGAGCCAUGGCCAGCUUUGGCAGAUAGAACAUUGGUUACAAUGGUAGAGCAGCUCUUCUCUCAUUUGCUGAAAGCCAUUAACAUCUGUGCCCAUGUUUUGGAUGAUGUUACUCCUGGGCCAGCAAUAAAGGCAGCCUUACCAUCUCUAACCAACCCACCUUCUUUAAGUCCAAUCCGUCGGAAAGGAAAAGAAAAAGAAUCAGGAGAGCAGACUGUACCAUUGAGUCCCAAAAAAGGCAAUGAAGCUAGUCCAGCUUCUAGGUCUUCUGAUCCCUCUGGUCCUGCCAUAACAAGUAAAUCAUCAUCAUUGGGAAGUUUCUAUCAUCUUCCUUCUUAUCUCAAGUUAUAUGACGUUCUAAAAGCUACACAUGCUAAUUAUAAGGUUACAUUGGAUCUUCAGAAUAGCAAUGAAAAAUUUGGGGGGUUUCUUCGGGCUGCCUUGGAUGUCCUUUCACAGAUUCUUGAACUAGCAACUCUGCAGGAUAUUGGCAAGUGUGUUGAAGAAAUCUUGGGAUACCUGAAAUCCUGUUUCAAUCGAGAACCUACAAUGGCUACUGUUUGUGUUCAACAGUUGUUGAAGACUCUGUUUGGGACAAAUCUGGCAUCACAGUAUGAUGGCUUAUCAUCCAAACCCAGCAAAUCUCAAGGAAAAGCCCAGCGUUUGGGUUCUUCUAGUUUGCGUCCUGGCCUUUAUCAUUAUUGCUUCAUGGCACCAUAUACACAUUUUACACAGGCCUUGGCUGAUGCUAGUUUGAGGAAUAUGGUCCAGGCAGAACAAGAACAUGAUACUUCUGGGUGGUUUGAUGUGCUCCAGAAAGUGUCUACGCAGUUGAAAACCAAUCUUACAAAUGUAACAAAACACCGUGCAGAUAAGAAUGCUAUUCACAAUCAUAUUCGUUUGUUUGAGCCUCUUGUCAUCAAGGCUUUAAAACAGUACACCACAACAACAUCUGUGCAAUUGCAGAGGCAGGUUCUAGAUUUACUGGCGCAACUGGUUCAAUUACGAGUUAACUACUGUCUUCUGGAUUCUGAUCAGGUGUUUAUUGGAUUUGUGUUAAAGCAGUUUGAAUACAUUGAAGUUGGCCAGUUUAGGGAAUCAGAGGCAAUUAUUCCGAACAUCUUUUUCUUCUUAGUAUUGUUGUCUUAUGAGCGCUAUCACUCAAAGCAGAUCAUUGGAAUUCCUAAAAUCAUUCAACUUUGUGAUGGCAUCAUGGCCAGUGGGCGAAAAGCUGUAACACACGCCAUACCAGCUCUGCAGCCCAUAGUUCAUGAUCUCUUUGUAUUAAGAGGAACAAACAAAGCAGAUGCUGGAAAAGAGCUCGAGACACAAAAAGAGGUGGCUGUGUCCAUGUUAUUAAGACUUAUUCAGUACCAUCAGGUAUUAGAGAUGUUCAUCCUGGUCCUACAGCAGUGUCACAAGGAGAAUGAAGACAAAUGGAAGAGAUUAUCUCGACAAGUAGCUGACAUCAUUCUCCCAAUGUUAGCAAAACAACAGAUGCAUAUUGAUUCUCAUGAAGCCCUUGGAGUAUUGAACACUUUAUUUGAAAUAUUAGCUCCUUCAUCCCUCCGUCCUGUUGACAUGCUUUUACGAAGUAUGUUUAUUACUCCCAAUACAAUGGCAUCAGUGAGUACUGUUCAAUUGUGGAUAUCAGGCAUCUUAGCUAUUCUGAGAGUGCUUAUAUCCCAGUCAACUGAAGACAUUGUUCUUUCCCGGAUUCAGGAACUCUCUUUUUCUCCUUAUUUAAUCUCAUGUCAAGUAAUUAAAAAAUUAAGAGAUGGAGGUAGUAGCUUGCCAACACCAGAUGAUCAAAGUGAAGUGAAACAAGUCAAAUGUUUGCCAGAAGAAACAUUUUCUAGAUUCCUUUUACAGCUGGUGGGCAUUCUUCUGGAGGAUAUUGUCACAAAGCAGCUUAAAGUGGAGAUGACUGAACAACAGCACACGUUCUAUUGCCAAGAACUGGGCACCCUGCUGAUGUGCCUGAUACACAUCUUCAAGUCAGGAAUGUUCAGGAGAAUCACUGCAGCUGCAACUAGACUCUUUACAGGAGAUGGUUCUGAUGGCAGUUUUUAUACCUUGGAAAGCCUGAGUGAACUGGUCCGGUCUAUGAUUCCUACACAUCCUUCUUUAGUGCUCCUGUGGUGUCAGAUUCUCCUCCUUGUCAACUAUACCAACUAUAACUGGUGGUCCGAAGUGCAUCAGACACCAAAAAGGCACAGUCUUUCCAGUACAAAGCUCCUCAGCCCUCAGAUGUCUAGUGAUGGCGAGGAUUCCCACGUGGCAUCUACACUUGGCGUGUGCAAUAGAGAAAUAGUACGAAGAGGCGCACUCAUUCUUUUCUGUGAUUAUGUUUGUCAGAACCUUUAUGAUUCAGAACAUUUAACUUGGCUUAUUGUGAAUCAUAUUCAAGAUUUGAUCAGUCUCUCCCAUGAGCCUCCAGUACAAGACUUUAUUAGUGCAGUCCACAGGAAUUCAGCUGCUAGUGGACUUUUCAUCCAGGCCAUUCAGUCUCGCUGUGAAAACCUUUCAUCUCCAACAACGCUGAAGAAGACCCUGCAGUGCUUAGAGGGCAUUCAUCUCAGCCAGUCGGGGGCUGUGCUCAUGUUGUAUGUGGACAAGCUUUUGUGUACGCCAUUCCGCGUGCUGGCUCGAAUGGUAGACACGCUUGCUUGUCGGCGAGUAGAAAUGCUUUUGGCUGCCAAUUUACAGAAUAGCAUGUCACAGUUACCUGUGGAAGAGCUGAAUAGAAUUCAAGAGUAUCUUCAAAAAAGUGGAUUAGCUCAGAGACAUCAAAGACUCUAUUCCCUGCUGGACAGGUUUCGUCGUACAGUAGCACCAGAGACAGCUAGUCCUUCUCCUGUAGUCACUUCACACCCCCUGGAUGGGGAAAAUCAUUUAUCACUAGAGAUGAUAAAUCCAGACCAAGACUGGUAUGUAUCUCUGGUUAAAUCUCAGUGUUGCACUAAGUCAGACUCAGCACUGCUGGAAGGUGCAGAGCUGGUAAAUAGGAUUCCUCCAGAUGAACUGGCCCCCUUCAUGAUGAGUAAGGAGUUCAACUUAUCCCUCUUAGCUCCUUGUUUAAGUCUUGGCAUCCGUGAGAUCUCUAGUGGUCAGAAAAGCAGCCUAUUUGAGACAGCCCGGUCAGUGACCCUGGACCGUGUGGCCAGCCUGGUGAAGGAGCUUCCACCCAACCAUCAUGUUUUUGAGCCUCUUUUACCCAUUGAGACUUCAGCCUAUUGGAAUCAACUAAGUGAUCUCUUUGGAAAUGCUGUGAUUUAUCACUCAAUUACUACACUGGCCUGUGCCCUUGCUCAGUACUUAGUACUCUUUUCUAAGUUACCAAGUCAUCUUCAACUUCCCCCUGAGAAAGAGAGUGAUGUUCUAAAAUUUGUCGUUGUGGCACUUGAGGCCCUAUCUUGGCACUUAAUACAUGAACAGAUGCCAUUAAGUAUGGAUCUACAGGCAGUUCUGGAUUGUUGCUGUCUAACUUUGCAUCUACCUGGUCUUUGGAAUAUGUUGUCAUCAAUAGAGUAUGUCACCCACGUGUGUUCCCUAAUACACUGUAUUCGUUUUAUUCUAGAAGCAAUUGCAGUUCAACCUGGAGACCAACUUCUUAGUCCAGAAAGAAGGAAGAAUACUCCAAGAGGAAUCAGUGAAGAUGAAGUUGAUUCAGAUGUGCAAGUUCCCAAGUAUAUUACCACUGCUUGUGAAAUGAUCGCAGAAAUGGUGGCAGCAUUACAGACUGUGUUGGCUUUGGGUCACAAGAGAAACAGUGGAAUUCCAGCUUUCCUUACUCCUGUACUGAAAAACAUUAUCAUCAGCCUUGCUAGGCUGCCACUGGUCAAUAGCUAUACUAGAGUGCCUCCGUUGGUAUGGAAAUUAGGAUGGUCACCUAAACCCGGAGGAGAUUUUGGCACAACACUUCCUGAAAUACCUGUAGAAUUUCUUCAAGAAAAGGAGAUCUUUAAAGAGUUCAUCUAUCGUAUUAAUACCUUAGGUUGGACAAGUCGUACGCAGUUUGAAGAAACCUGGGCUACUCUCCUUGGUGUCCUUGUAACUCAGCCUAUUGUGAUGGAUCAGGAAGAAAGUCAACAGGAAGAAGAUACUGAGAGGACCCAGAUCAAUGUUCUUGCAGUUCAAGCUAUCACAUCCUUGGUGCUGAGUGCAAUGACCCUUCCUGUCGCAGGCAAUCCCGCUGUGAGCUGUUUGGAGCAACAGCCCCGGAACAAAGCCCUUAAAGCCCUGGAUACAAGGUUUGGGAGGAAACUGAGUGUUAUUAGGGGAAUUGUUGAACAAGAAAUUCAAGCAAUGGUUUCAAAGAGAGACAACAUUCCCACACAUCACUUGUACCAGGCUUGGGAUCCUGUCCCAUCUCUGUCUCCAGCUAUGUCAGGUACUCUUAUCAGCCAUGAAAAACUUCUGCUGCAGAUCAACACUGAACGAGAAAUGGGGAACAUGAGUUAUAAUCUAGGACAGGUCUCUAUACACUCUGUGUGGCUGGGAAAUAAUAUUACCCCAUUGAGAGAAGAAGAAUGGGAUGAAGAUGAAGAAGAUGAGAGUGAUCUUCCUGCCCCUUCUUCACCCCCAACAUCUCCAAUAAACUCCAGGAAACACCGGGCUGGAGUUGAUAUACAUUCUUGUUCGCAGUUUUUGCUUGAAUUAUACAGUCAGUGGAUACUCCCUUCAAGUUCAGCCAAAAGAACCCCAGUCAUUUUGAUCAGUGAAGUAGUGAGAUCUCUCCUGGCAGUCUCAGACUUGUUUACGGAGAGGAAUCAAUUUGAAAUGAUGUACUUAACACUGACAGAGCUUCGAAGGGUGCAUCCUUCUGAAGAUGAAAUCCUCCUUCAGUAUUUAGUACCAGCUACUUGUAAAGCAGCUGCUGUUCUGGGAAUGGAUAAAGCUGUGGCGGAGCCAGUGAGCAGACUGUUGGAGACCACACUCCGAAGCACCCAUUUGCCAAGCAAGAUUGGAGCACUGCAUGGCAUCCUCUAUGUGCUCGAAUGUGACUUACUUGAUGAAACAGCAAAGCAGCUCAUUCCAAUUAUCAGUGAUUACCUCCUUUCUAAUCUGAGAGGAAUUGCUCAUUGUGUGAAUCUGCACAGCCAGCAGCAUGUCCUGGUGACCUGUGCUGCUGCCUUCUACCUUAUGGAGAAUUAUCCCCUGGAUGUAGGCCCAGAGUUUUCUGCUGCAGUGAUACAGAUGUGUGGGGUGAUGCUCUCUGCCAGUGAAGAAUCCACUCCAGCCAUUAUUUAUCAUUGUGUCCUGAGAGGUUUGGAACGACUUCUUCUUUCAGAGCAGCUCUCCAGGCUGGAUGGAGAAUCCUUAGUUAAACUCAGCGUUGACCGAGUGAAUGUGCACAGUCCUCACCGAGCCAUGGCAGCCCUGGGCUUGAUGUUAACUUGCAUGUACACAGGGAAGGAGAAAAUAAGCCCUGGCAGACCCUCCGAUCCCAACCCCACUGCCCCAGACAGUGAGUCGGUUAUUGUUGCAAUGGAGCGGGUAUCUGUUCUCUUUGAUAGGAUCAGGAAAGGAUUUCCCUGUGAAGCCAGAGUGGUGGCACGGAUCCUGCCUCAGUUUCUAGAUGAUUUUUUCCCUCCCCAGGAUGUAAUGAAUAAAGUUAUUGGAGAAUUUCUGUCAAACCAGCAGCCAUACCCACAAUUCAUGGCAACUGUUGUAUAUAAGGUGUUUCAGACGUUGCACACCACAGGACAAUCAUCUAUGGUCCGAGACUGGGUGAUGCUCUCCCUCUCAAACUUCACUCAGAGGACCCCAGUGGCAAUGGCUAUGUGGAGUCUCUCCUGCUUUUUCGUCAGUGCUUCCACUAGUCAGUGGGUCUCAGCAAUCCUUCCGCACAUCAUCAGCAGGAUGGGGAAGUCGGAACAAGUGGACAUUAAUCUUUUCUGUCUGGUGGCCAUAGACUUUUACAGACAUCAAAUAGAUGAGGAGCUAGAUCGGAGGGCCUUUCAGUCUGUGUUUGAGGUGGUAGCAUCUCCAGGAAAUCCCUACCACCGACUGCUGACUUGUUUGCAAAAUGUCCACAAGAUUGCAACAUGUUGAAAGUUCGAUGGCGCUGGACAUUGCGGGGAUUGGUAGCUUGGGCUGGAGUCCAGUGUGGACAUAAGGCAAAACGGGAGGACCCUGAUUUCACCUUGGAUGGGAGUUGGGGAGAGGUCAAGUAAAAAAAAGUGGAUCUGUGGGUUUCAUGAUUCUCCCAUGCCAGUGUUUGCGUCUCUUUCACAUUAUAACAGAAGUGCUUGUUUGCAAUGGGGUGGCCAUGAUAAAGGGACAUCAUUCACACGUCUUGGGUAAUAUUUGGGAUUGAGAUAGAGUUUUUACAAAAACAAAAAGCAAAGCCACAACAGCUGUUUUUGUUAAUUCUGUAUGAUAUGGGCUAGUACUCCAUGCAAAGUAACCAGGUAUCUCUAUAUUUUUCUAAGUGUUCAACCUGUUCAGUGUCAGUGGUUUGCAACUGAUCCUGAAUCUUUGACAGAAGUACUUCCUUCAUGCAGGUUACUGACACUGGACACUUUCACAUUUUUAUGUAGCUAUUAUCUGGUAUAAUCAAGCUUUAGAAAGUGUUUCCUAAUGUCUCUCUCAAGCAGAAAGGAAAAGGAAAUCCCAUUUCCAUGAUUAAUACUCCCAGCAUGUAAUCCCCUUCUCUUGGACUUUGGUAGACUGUGGUGUGGGGAGGUAUAAGGGAGGGGGAUUUGACCCACACACACAGCCAUGAUAUUUUUUUUCCUUUUUUCUUCUCAGGAUUUAAAAUUUGAGUAUAUCAGUAAAGAGAUUAAUUUUAACUUAAAUAUUUCUAUAUCCAUGUAAAAAGUAUGUACAAUUGUAAAAUCUGUACUGCAUGAUGGGCUGAUUAGAAGCCACUUGCCUGAAUGUUGUUACUGCUCCUGUAUUGUCCUUGCUUUCUCCCUGGGUGCAUCAUCUCCCCUUCAUUUUUCAGCCAUCCUAACGUACGAGUCACAUUUUGUUUCAGCUAGACACAAGUGGAACCUCAAGAGUUUGUGUUUGGAGGACUGCAUUCAGAUCAUCCAAAAUCGUUUUCCUCACAGCUCAUGAAAACCUGCCCUCACACACAGAUGAAGUCCCAGAGCUUAGUGGAACUUUCUGUUCAUAGCAGCUGCUCUUGAUGGUUUUCUUUGACCCAGUUUUCUUUAGGCAAAGAUGUCUCCAACCCUCUCCUCCUGGUCCCCUGGCCCCCCGGCUUUCCAAUGACUGACAAAUUCUGUUGCUCUUUAAGAGUAGUGGCAAAGGUCCAUUUGUAUAGAAGCAGCCAAGAAACAAUCUCCUUGGUCUGUUGAGUUAACAGUUCAAGCCCACUCAGGAUUAGGGCUUUGCCUUCUUAGCUUUGAUUACUUAAUUAAUGAUCUGUUUUCCAUCUCAGGGUGUGGGGUACCCACAAAGGCUCCACCAGUAUCUAGGCUAUCUCAUUUCUUUAGUAUAAGUCUGUCUUGUCUCCUGGUGUCUUUGCUAUAUUUAACUCUUUAUUACACUUUUUCUGAGCAUCUUUAGGGAAGGAGCAAACUUUGUUUUUUUACUACUUCCUGUCAUCAACAUCUAUACACAUUUCGGAUCUGGUCCAAAUGUAACCACAAGCAUAUUCUCAUUUUAUUUUGUAUGGUUUAAAGAAUAAAGUAGGGGUUUGGACUUUAUUAAAAGCAGCACCAAAGUCAUGAGCCAAAGAGGUUAUCCACAAAGACUGGACACAGUAAUUGUUCAUAAAUGUUUUGAGAUUUUGGGGAUGGGGGAAAUGUUAAUCUGUCUGGCUGUUUAUUAGGAUAAUUCCAUUUCAUCUUACUUGGAUCAGAUUUCUCUUUGUGGCCAUAAUAGCCAUAUUGUUUUAUUAAAGUGCAUCUAGGAAGGAUUUACUGACCUGGCAUAGAGUUGUAGGUUUAGAAUUGUGGUGUUAUUUGUUUUUUUUAUUGUUAUUUUUAUUUGUAAGGAUCAGUGGUGUAUUUGAUUGAAUGACUGACGAAUAUACUGAUUUUUCCUCCAUUUGAGGCAAAGAAUUCCUCAUGGCUGUUCCUACUCAUUCCUGCUAUGGUAGCGAGUUGUCCUGAACUCCAGACUUCAGUUAGUUCUUUCACAUUUAUGACAGUUUAAAUGGAACUAGUAGUAUCAUAAUCUCUUCCAUAGUUUUGAGGAAGAACUUAGAGUACCUUGCUUUUAGUUAACCUUACAAUAAUAUACCCUGAAAUAACACUUAAUAGGUUUCUUUUUUUUUUUUUUUUUGCUGAGGCAAUUGAGUUUAAGUGACUUAGCUAGGGUCACACAGGCAGGAAAUGUUAAGUGUACUCUAUGCAAAGUAACCAGGAAGUAACCUGAAGUCAUGCUCUAUCCACUGCACCACCUAGCUGCCCUACUUAAUAGGUUUCUAGGCCAUAUAAGGGGCUCUACUUCAAGCUGAUUUUAGAAGCUGAGAGACCUUCAGACUGAAACUAUCUCAAAUAUGCACAAAACUGACUCCUGCUCUGGGAUGUCAGGCUCUGAGUGAUGGCCCUACGACCCACCUCAUCCUCCCUUCAAUCAUUUCCCUACUAAAAGAGCCUCCUUCUAUUUGGCAUACCAGUAGUACCAGCUGUCCCUUGCCCUGUUCUAACAUUUAAAGAAGGAAAGUCUCUUCUAAGAGUCUAAAAAGAAAAACACUCAAGCUUUUGAGUAGUUCAUAUCAGGCCUUUUCCCCUCCCAGUGAAACAUCUUUAUCAAAUCAAGACUCAUGUUGUUUUCCUGUGUGUGGUAACUGGAGAAUGAUGGUGGUGCACACUAUUAAGUAUUGUGUGGGGCUUUUUUUUCCCCUUUUAAUUUUAACAGCAGCCCUUAAGGCAGGAGAAUAACUUCUCCCCUGUUAGUUUUGGUCUCCCACUUGGCAGACAUGCUUUCCCCAUAAAAAACCAACGUUAAGUAGUUGUGAAAAGUCAUAAUAAUUAUGAAUAUUGGCAAAGUUUUAGGAAAGAAGGCUUAUGAAUCUUUGGGGCCCUUCAUGUUUGGUCACUGCUUUCUCAUUUAAAAAGUAUAGAACUCAACAUUUAUGCUGACUUAAAUAUUUAAAUUCUCCCAUAAUAAUAUUGGCGAUUUUUGAAGUAAUGCAAUUUAGAAAUUUCCCCCUAACUGGAAUUAAAAUUAUAUGUGCCCAUUCUGGAUAGUAAGUGAUUUUGUCCUUUUAUUUUCUCCUGACAGAAUUAAGAAUAAAACCAUUCACGUUGGUUCUUGAACCACGUUUUUCACCAGUAGCACUAAAAACAUCAGGAAAAAACCCAUAAGUAUCAUGACUGAAGUCCAUGGGAAGAAAUUUACUUUUUGAAUAUCCUAAACACACACAGAAAGAUGAGUCCAACUAGCCAUACACACUGUUGUUUAUCUUAGAGUUAUGAAGCAGAAUCUCUUUUUAUCUGCUGUGUCAAACUUGGUUAUAUAUAAUUGAGCAGCUGUUAGAAAAGUGGGACUUAAUUUCAUAUUAAAAACCUACUUGGGGGAAAACAGCCUGACAAAUCAAAUUUCUGGAAGGAAAAAUACACCUGGAUUUAUUAAGUUCCAGAUAUUUAAAGCAGAUAUUCAAUCAAAAUAAGUUUCAAUAAAAAUCAUUUACCUCAUAAUAUCCUCACUUUUUUUCCUAUGGAAAAUAAUGAGAAAUAGAGUGUAUUGAGAAUUAGGUAGAAUGUUGCAGAAGUAAAUUAAAUAUACCUGUUUGCAAAGGACAUUCCUUCCUUUCCAAUGUGAUCUGGCUAAUUUCUGAGGUUUCUUACUACCAGGACUAAAGAGCUUUCUCCUACUAAUUGCAAAUACAUUCUCCCUUCCACCACCUCCCUCAUCCUCCACUCAUUUUACCUUUAUGUUGGCAAAUCCAUUCUUUAUAGAGAAUAGAAUUAACAUGAAAAGCUUCCUGUCAUUGUCAACAGGAAUACAGAGCAGAGCAAAGCACCAUGACUAAACUCAGAAUCUACCUAACAAGAAGUCAUUUAAUUAGUCAUCUCAUAGCCUUCAAAAUCAUUUGUAUUGAGUAAGCCCUUCCUGCCAGGGCAUCAAAAUGAACUUUAUUUCAUGCCAGAUUAUAAGACACAAUGGCCCUGGUAAAAACCAUUUUGUUUGCUGAACUGAGAAAUGUGCUCAGGUGUGAUGAAUUAUAAAUAUAGCAAUAUCUUUUCACUCACAAUCCUCUACAAAUUUCAGAUCUUUUCUGUUUUGACAGACACCUCUUUCUUCUCCCACCUCCACCCCCCCCCCCCCCAACUAUGACUAAAACGCCCUAGGCUUUGAAAGUCCUUACUGUGCAACACAGCUGGAAAAAAAAAAAUCACCCUGACUGAGUGAGCUGAAUGUGACUCUGGGAGGUACUAAUUUUUGUAUAAUAGGAAAAUGCUGGGGGGGAGAUGGCAGGCUGGGAUGAGGCCAUUUUGUUGGCUGCCAUUUUGAAUUUGGGCUAUUGAUAGUUGUUAAGGUGGGAAAGGGAAAUGUUGGCAACUCCCAGCUGGUGGACUCAGCAGUCUGAUGAAGCAGGAGUUCCCACCAGAUCCCUGAAGUUGACUUGAAGAAGGUAGAUUCUACAAAGACCACUUUGUAAGCUCCUCUUCAGGCAGGCUCUGUUGCUUACCAGCUAUUCUUACCCUGGAAGGAAGCUGUGGGUGAAUUAUUGGGUGAGUUUCAGCCGGAAUUAGAAUGAGCUGGGACGCCUCCCCCUAUCCUUCCUCCCCCCCACUCCUUGAGAAUGGAGUCAGCCAGUAUCUUUCAUGUGGGAAGGCAGUUUCUUUGGGGUAUUUUACCCCCUCCUCUGCUUGUAUGGAUGGGCUUCUCUGUAUUUCCAUCAGCUCUUGCCCACAGAACAAGCCACUUGAUGGGCAGGAGCUCGGUCGUCUGAUCAUCAGUGUCCUGUGACAUCCCCAUCCUUAGAACCAAGAGGGCUGUGAUGGGUGAGACCUGGAGCCCCUACAUGUGUAGCUGUGCCCAUUGAAUAGAGAAAAUAUUUAAUUUAGACAUAUGUUCACAUUUUGAAAACCGCUGAAAAUAUUGCACAUUUAAGUGAAAGAGAAUAAAAUUUAAAUUGUUGCUGUAA